AUGACGUCUACAACGUUGAUGACUUUUCUUCUUCGCACUCCCCCAAACGUCAGAACUGUCGAACUCCUAGGAUCAUGGGAUAAUUUUAAUCGCCCUUAUCCUAUGGAACCCGACCGACGUAUCGGUGCCGGCCACUGGCGGGGAUGUCAUACGUUUACGGAUAUUAUCUGCGAUGGAAAUGCCCAGAGCCGGUCUCCUGGACGAAGCGGUGGUCUGAAGAUGGGUGGAACUUAUUGGUAUUAUUAUCGACUGGACGGGGAUAUCGAAUAUUAUAAUGAUGCGGAACCCGUUACUACACACUGUCCUCUUUUGCCUGGUCAACCUGUCAAUGUUCUUCAUGUCCCCAUUAUCUUGCCGGAUACGAAUAGCAUCCGCAAACGCGAUGCCAGCGUCAGCUCCCAGACGUCGGAGCGUCGGACCAUGGAUCCCAAAGACAAGUACAUGAAUCCCAGGACACCACCACGGCCAAAGCUUCCGCGUUUGAAAACUUCCCCUCCUCUGCAGCAACAGCCCGAUUCCUCGUGGUCAUCCUUUAUCAACUUGUCAAUGAGCAGUAAUGAAAACAGAAGCGUCUCUCAACCUGCGGGCUCGGCAUCCAGUCCAAGAUUCCGCCUCGCAACCAAAUUCAAGAUAGCUCGAUCGGUUUCUCCUCCGAGAUCGAGGGGCUUGCGCGCCGCAUUUAUGAAUCUGACCGGCGCUCGCUCACCGGGCGCUGACUCUGACGAGCACCAACGUGGCCGAUCCGUUAGACGUCAGAAUCGGAUGGAUACAGCACUGCCAGACGGUUACCAAGAUGACUUCUGGCUCCGUGUUCCGGCGUCUAAUCCCAGUUCAAACUACGGUUCGAGGGUGGCAUCGCCAGCAGAUAGCCCGAACGAUGGCCUAGGGCCUGGAGAGCUUCCUUUUCGACGACCGGUGUUUGACAAAGAAGAGAAUCAUACGACGCUGUCUAUCCAGAGUGAUCGUGCUUCAAAAUCCAGCAACAGAGACGGUUCACCAUUUAGAAGCUAUCUAACGCUAGAUAGCUCCUCUGGAGAGAGCAACUUUAGCGGUGUAUCUGGCUCCUCAAGGCAUCUCGAGACACUCAAGGAGGCUGCCUCCCAACAAACUACCCCCAUGAUUGUAGUGCGCAAGCCGCACUCCCCUGUGCCUGAUAUGACCACUCCAACUCCUGUUGGCGCUACGGAGAAGAGGCUUCCAACAUUACCAAAUUCUCCUUCUUCUAUCAUGGACGAGGAGCUGCGUGCGUUGGAUGCACAGAAUCAGGCAUUGGAUAUGGAGGUCUUAAAUAGCCACUUCUCCGAUUAUACUUCCACAGCUGGGUCUGAGGCGUACGCCGAUUCGCCGCUGGAGAAAAGCCGAUUUUCAGAAUGGAGUACGGAUACUGAGCUGGUCUCCCCGGUCUCCAUGACAUCCUCUUCUUCCUUCAACAACAACGACCGGACGAGCGAUGCGGUAGCACUGCCUACUGAGUCAAAGUGCGGUUUCCCAGCCUCAUCCGGUGGACCUACAACGCCUACCCUGAGUACCGCCCCUCAAAUUCCUUCACCAUCUGUUUCCCAUUCCCCCAUCCUACCGCCGCCGACUGCCACCCCCAUCACUAUCCAGUUCCCCGAUAAUGAUUUCGGCAUUUCUACACUUUGCAUCGAAGAUUUUGACGAGGUCGUCGAGACGAACCCGAAACGUCACGCUGGAGUGUUUUCCAGUUUGGAAACUUUAACUCCCUUGCCUAUGUCCCCGAGCGACAGGUCUGCGCCGGGCGAGGCUAACUCCCGUCAGAUCAACGGUCUCUUAGAUACACCGAACGCACUUGACGAGAAGGGUACCGGGUCUAAACGCCGCAGUAGUGUCCUUUCUCAGUCAACGAUGAAGGAGCUAGUGGAUGAGCUGGGUUACUUGGGCGACGUGAUCCAGGUAGGCAUGUAA
Molecule: messenger RNA, 1926 nt
Organism: Rasamsonia emersonii CBS 393.64
Lineage: Eukaryota; Fungi; Ascomycota; Eurotiomycetes; Eurotiales; Trichocomaceae
Exons: 3
Coding region: 1-1926 (641 amino acids)
Source: RefSeq, a predicted model, not a curated record